AUGCCUUACAUCCGCCCAGAACAAACCCCCUCCCCGCCACCCUUCUUCACCAACGCCGAGACGCGCCGGUGGGAAGUCGCACGCAGGGCGCAAAGCCUGCCACACGGCGCCGAGCGGCGCGCGGCCUUCAAGACGGCUUACUGGCUCGCGGCGAGUUUUAUCGAGGACCAAGUGCGCACCGCGCACGCGCGCAAGCAGCCGCAGCCGCGCCCCAAGCUCGCCAGCACGGCGCUGGUGCGCCGCGCCCUCGUGCACCACGGCCGCAGUGCGCGCGCCAACACGCGCAGGGAGGUGCGCUUCGUGACUUGGAGGCACAUCAAGCAGUGGGGCUUCCUCGACGCGUGGCCCACGUCCAAGUCGCCGCUCCGCAGCGUCCUCUUCUCCGCAGGCGACUUUGACGACGACGACGACAACGCGACGGACACCGAGUCGGAACCCGACCUCGAGCUCAUCGCUACCCCGCCCGAACUCGGCCUCACGGCCACCCUCGUCGACCUCGACGACGACGUCGAGAUGGUGGCCGACGACGAAGAGCCCGCCGCACCCGCCGCAUCCGCUAGACCCUCGCUCAAGCGCCGCGCUGAGAACCAAGACGACGAGCACGCGCCCGAGCCUCGCAAAAUCCACGUCAACCACCAGACGGAUGGCAAGCGCCGCCGCCUCGCUCGGGGCAAGCGCACGCCCACCGCUCGCUCCUCUCUCGAGACUCUAGAGCCGCUCGUAAAGGCUCUCCCCACCACUACCUUCACCGGCCCCUCGCGCUUAAGCGAGAAGGUUGUCGCCACCACCACCCCUGCGCCGACUCCCACCCCCACCACCACAAACCACCGCCUCCGCAGCAGCGGCCGUGCGCUCAGCCGCCGCUUCGCCUCUGCAGCCCUCACUGGCCCCACCACUCCCCCUUAG
Molecule: messenger RNA, 906 nt
Organism: Vanrija pseudolonga
Lineage: Eukaryota; Fungi; Basidiomycota; Tremellomycetes; Trichosporonales; Trichosporonaceae
Exons: 1
Coding region: 1-906 (301 amino acids)
Source: RefSeq, a predicted model, not a curated record